Mytilus californianus (California mussel) is the source of this 1355-nucleotide messenger RNA. RefSeq names its product carbonic anhydrase-related protein 10-like. Lineage: Eukaryota; Metazoa; Mollusca; Bivalvia; Mytilida; Mytilidae. The record is from RefSeq and is a predicted model, not a curated record. The coding region runs from base 106 to 1050 and encodes 314 amino acids. The transcript has 11 exons. Gene Ontology annotation, molecular function: carbonate dehydratase activity; zinc ion binding.
UUGUACCAUGCAAUUCACGUAACUAAAAGCAGAAUUAGUUGUUGUUUUCGGUGCUACUUAAUUCAUCUUCGAUGUGCCUAAUUCUAAGUAUUUGCAUCACGUGAUAUGAUAAAAAUAAGGAUGCUUGGAUUUGUUUUGAUUAUUUUAUUAAUUGCAAUUACAGAUUGCAGCUCACCAUGGCAGGAAUGGUGGAUGUAUGAAGGCGUGUCAGGUCCUCAUAACUGGGGAAAAAUUAACACAAAGUGGAUAUUAUGCAGUAAAGGAAAGAACCAAUCACCAAUAAAUAUCGAACCAAAGGAUUUACUUUUUGAUCCAGGCUUAAAGUACAUCAAGUUAACUGGAAAACAGAUAAACGGCACACUUGUAAAUAAAGGAACAGAUUUAACUUUUGAACUGCAUUCAACAAGCAAAGUUUUGAUAUCUUUAGGUCCUUUAUCGUACGUUUAUAGAUUACAUCAAGUCAAGUUCCAUUUUGGAGGAAAUGAUAAUUUUGGUUCUGAACAUUCUGUAGAUGGUAAACAUUUUGCUGCCGAGAUACAGCUGAUGUUUUAUAAUUCUGAUUUGUAUACAAAUUUUACACAAGCUGUUAAUUUGUCAAGAGGUGUUGUGAUAUUAGCAAUUUUUGUAAAAGUGAAAGACAACGAAAACCACAACGAGCUAUCCAAAUUAACAAACUUAAUUGAAGAUGUGCGAUAUAAAGGUGAACAAACAGAUGUCAAUAAUAUAAAUAUACUGAAGCUUAUUCCGGAUAGUAGACAUUAUAUGACAUAUGAUGGUUCCAUAACACAACCCGGUUGCCAGGAAACAGUCACGUGGAUAAUUAUGAAUCGACCUAUCACUGUAUCAAAAGAUCAGAUUUAUUCCCUGAGGACUUUACGUCAGGAUUUGCCGGAAAACCCUCAAGCAUUGAUGUUCAACAACUACAGACCAACACAAACAUUAAACCAAAGAACUGUUAGAACUAAUAUUAAUUUUGUUGUUAAGGGGUGUUCUAUGCAGCGGGAUAUGCAAUAUAAAGUUAACGAACAGAUAAUGAACAGAAAUAGAUAACCUGGUUCUGAUGAGGGGGUUUUGUAUAUUUCAAGGGACAGUAAACAGACUGCUGAAAGAACGCCCGAUCUGGCAAUAAAGAGUGUGUAGAACCUGCUAAAAUCGCAGAGAAAAAGUAAGUUGUGGUUAUGGACUACAGUUACAACGUGUAAUGCUAUGCUUGAUUGUACUUCCAGAAACUUGAACCACAGCGUUCUUAGUUCGAGUAACAUAGCGUUUUAGCUGUAUUGAUUUUGUCAUCAUGUUUUAAAAAACAUUAUGUGUUACAUUUAUGAUCGCUUUUACAUAAAAUGAUUUAUGUUGAG